CGCAAUGGACCCGAGGCUGUGCAGGCUUUGGGUGUCGCCGCUGGAUCGCGCGCGGUGGCUGGUGCUGAAGCGAAUGCGACAGGAGUGGAAGCAACGCAGGGCGGCCAGUACAGUUACGCCACGUCACUGUAGCCCCAGACCUGGUAGUUGAUGAGUCCUCCCGCUUAGGCUUAGUAAUAUGUAUAACAGGCUGUAAGUAGAAGUCUCUCGUUCGGAUUCGGUCGUGAGCGGGAAAACUAAAAGCAACGUAGCCCGGUCUUGGACCAGGCCCCACGGGUGUUCUUUUCGUCUGCGUAGAGACAUAUUUAUUCGUUAAAAGCGCUAAAGUAGUUCUGGUGGGCUCGCGGAAGCUGUCAGUCGCGCAGUUCUUGCAGGGCCUCAUUGUAGGUGGAGCAACAAGUAAGCCU
This is a messenger RNA of Amoebophrya sp. A25, 407 nucleotides long. The record is from the annotation of a GenBank genome assembly. Lineage: Eukaryota; Dinophyceae; Syndiniales; Amoebophryaceae.